AUGGCUCUGGUCACCUCAGGCUCGGGUGCCGGCCAGGUGAUCGCCGAGGUGGCGAUGAACGGCGGCGCCGACCCGAACGCGACCACCGUGCGCGCUACCGUCGUGCAGGCGUCCACCAUCUUCCACGACACGCCCGCCACUCUCGAUAAAGCAGAGAGAUUGGUAGCUGAGGCUGCUGGGUAUGGUUCACAGUUAGUUGUCUUUCCGGAAGCUUUUAUUGGAGGCUAUCCUCGUGGAUCCACAUUUGGCUUCGGGAUCAGUAUUAGUAUUAUUAAUCCAAAAGACAAGGGAAAGGAAGCAUUCCGGAGGUAUCAUGCAGCUGCUAUAGAUGUGCCUGGUCCAGAGGUUUCACGCUUGGCUGCUAUGGCUGGAAAAUAUAAGGUUUUCUUGGUCAUGGGUGUGAUUGAAAGGGAAGGUUAUACCCUUUAUUGUUCGGUGCUUUUCUUUGAUCCUCUUGGCCGUUACUUGGGUAAGCACCGCAAGCUCAUGCCUACAGCAUUAGAGAGAAUUAUAUGGGGAUUUGGGGAUGGAUCGACUAUUCCUGUUUAUGAUACUCCACUUGGAAAGAUUGGGGCGCUCAUUUGCUGGGAAAAUAAAAUGCCACUUUUGAGGACAGCGCUGUAUGGUAAAGGUAUUGAGAUAUACUGUGCCCCCACUGCUGACUCCAGGCCUGUUUGGCAAGCCUCCAUGACACACAUUGCUUUGGAGGGGGGAUGCUUUGUCUUGUCAGCAAACCAAUUCUGCCGCAGAAAGGACUACCCUCCCCCACCGGAGUAUGAGUUUGCUGGUUUAGGUGAAGAGCCAUCUGCAGACACUGUUGUUUGCCCUGGAGGCAGCGUUAUCAUUUCUCCAUCUGGAGAAGUCUUGGCAGGUCCCAACUAUGAGGGAGAGGCACUGAUUACAGCAGACCUUGACCUGGGAGAGAUAGUUCGAGCCAAGUUUGAUUUCGACGUGGUGGGGCACUAUUCUCGACCUGAAGUCCUUAGCUUGGUAGUGAAUGACCAACCACAUCUCCCUGUGUCUUUCACGUCUGCCGCUGAGAAGACUCCAGCUGCCAAGAGUGACAGCGAUGCUACUAAGUCUUACUGA
Messenger RNA from Miscanthus lutarioriparius, 1089 nucleotides. Lineage: Eukaryota; Viridiplantae; Streptophyta; Magnoliopsida; Poales; Poaceae. The record is from the annotation of a GenBank genome assembly.